AUUAAACGCAGGUGCUGCAUGGGCUUAUAAUAAGUUAGUUUACGCACUACGUUUCCCAAUGAAAUAGUUCAGAUCAAAGUCCACAUUUAAUAGCCUUGUGGUUUCAGAAACUUCCGCACACCAGAGGUAAGCAUACAAUGCCACACGAGGUAUGGCUAGUAGUCUCCACGUGAUUCUUACCUGCGCCUGGGUUUGCCUUUCCUCACCUUUAAGCGAGGGACAGAUUGUUUACAGAAAUGUGCCCAUACCAGAAAAAGCCCAUUUUGCGGAAACCUUUGAUUCUGCGCCACUGGACAGACGAUGGGUCCUGUCCAAAGCAGGCAAAGUGGGGGAGGAGAACCUGAAGUAUGAUGGGCACUGGGCUGUGGAGGAGCCUGAUCAUCCGGUGUUGCCAGGAAACAGAGGACUGGUGAUGAAGAGUCCGGGUCGUCAUCAUGCUAUUGCUGCGUACCUGCGUUCCAUGUACCACUUCAGGGACAAACCUCUCUGCCUGCAGUAUGAAGUGCUCUUCCUGAAGGGUGUUGACUGUGGUGGGGCCUACAUCAAGUUGCUCUCUGGGUAUGAUGGGCUCCAUGUAAGCCAGUUCAACGAUGCCACUCCUUACACCAUCAUGUUUGGACCAGAUAAAUGUGGUAAAAGCCACAAGGUCCACUUCAUCUUCCGCCAUCGUAACCCGGUGACGGGGGAGUACGAGGAGAAGCACGCGCGACAGCCUGACGUGGACCUGAGCGAUUACUUCAACGACCGCAAUCCCCACCUGUACACACUGCGCUUGUAUCCAGAUAACACCUAUGAAAUUCUCAUCGACCUCAUGGUCAUCAGUAAAGGCAGUUUGCUGGAAGACAUGGAGCCUCCAGUGAAUCCGCCCAGGGAAGUGUUAGACCCUGGCGAUACUGCACCACAGAGCUGGGACGACAGACCUCACAUCCCAGACCCCACUGCUACAAAACCCCUGGACUGGGAUGAGGAAGCUCCAGAGCUCAUCCCUGACCCUGCAGCCCAGAGACCCGAUGGCUGGCUGGGGGAGGAGGAGCCCUUCAUCCCUGACCCUAUGGCACGGCCCCCAGACGACUGGUCUGAGGAAAUGGAUGGGGAGUGGGAGGCUCCUUUGGUUCCUAACCCCUCAUGCACUCAUGCUGUUGGCUGUGGUCCCUGGGCCCCACCCAUGGUCCCUAACCCCGCCUACAGAGGGAAAUGGAAGCCUCCUAUGAUUGACAACCCCAACUAUCAGGGGAAAUGGCAACCUCGCUCCAUCCCAAACCCAGGCUACUUCGAGGACCCGCACCCCUUCCGGAUGAGCCCUGUGGGGGCCGUGGGGCUGGAGCUCUGGUCCCUGACUGCGGGGGUGCUGUUCGACAAUAUCCUGCUGUCUGACGACCUGAACACCGCCCAGCGCUGGACUCAGGACACCUGGGGACAGAGACAGCCGCCGAGGCUGCUGGAACGGCUGUUUGUGGCCACAGUAAAGCGGCCAUGGCUGUGGGGGGUGUAUGUCUUCACUGUGGGCCUUCCCAUCAUACUGUUUAUCAGUUUCAUGUGGCCUGAUAAGCGAUUUGGCCCCCCCGAUCAGGAUUAUUACUACAAAAAAUCAGACGAGCCUCAACCCGACAGCCCACAGGACCUUGAGGGCCACCCCAGCCUGAGUGACUACGGGGUGACUAACAGAACUGGGCCGAGGAAGAGAGAGAUCCAAAGGGCCCAGAAAAAGUCAGAUUUGGAGCUCAAGGUUAAAGAGUGAUGAUGACGCCCUGCUGUCUUCAGCCAACUCUCAGUAUUCCAACAAUAAGCCCUCAGAAUUCCAGUGAGGAGGAAAUGAAAUGACAAUAGCAGCUGUCUUGCUCAUAUUUCAAAAUGGGCUGAAAGAGGAUCAGAUGUACAACCGGAGUAAGAAUCUGAGAUGAGAGAGUCAGAUAUACAACCUGGUGAAGAACCUGCUUGCUUGGACUGGUUGGUCCACUGUGAAUAUUGUUCUGUGGAAGUCUAAACCAAUAAAAAUGCCUGUUUCGGUGAUCCUUGUGUGUCUAAAAA
Clupea harengus (Atlantic herring) is the source of this 2028-nucleotide messenger RNA. RefSeq names its product calnexin. Gene Ontology annotation, molecular function: calcium ion binding. Gene Ontology annotation, biological process: protein folding; ERAD pathway. NCBI's taxonomy places the organism in Eukaryota, Metazoa, Chordata, Actinopteri, Clupeiformes, Clupeidae. Gene Ontology annotation, cellular component: endoplasmic reticulum; endoplasmic reticulum membrane. The record is from RefSeq and is a predicted model, not a curated record.